Molecule: messenger RNA, 2083 nt
Organism: Myxocyprinus asiaticus (Chinese sucker)
Lineage: Eukaryota; Metazoa; Chordata; Actinopteri; Cypriniformes; Catostomidae
Product: tumor protein D54-like
Exons: 9
Coding region: 170-781 (203 amino acids)
Cellular component (GO): cytoplasm
Source: RefSeq, a predicted model, not a curated record
GUGACGUCAUUCCCGCGCUCCGGAAGCUCACAUUCGUCGCGAAAGCCUCUUGUGUACGUGGUCGAAGUCAACGAGGGUCAACUCUCUUUUUCUAUCUACCAUCUAAUAAACUCCGUGACAUUUAUCUACUCAUUAGUUAACGUGAUCUAGGAUCAUAUUCCAUCAAAAAAUGGACUCUUCUGAGCAUGGUACAGGUUCUUCAAUGACAUCUACAGACGUAGCCAGUGGAGGAAAUCUGCCACCAGGCCUGACAGUGGAAGAGGCAGAAGAACUACAGCUGGAACUCACCAAGGUGGACGAUGAGAUUCAGACACUCAGGCAGGUUCUUACUGCAAAGGAGAGGCACGCAGCAGAGCUGAAACGCAGGCUUGGCCUCAGUCCUCUCUCUGAACUUAAACAGAACUUCACCAAGGGCUGGCAUGAAGUCCAGUGCUCCAAUGCAUAUCUUACAGCUUCAGCCACACUGGAGGACAUUAGCCAUUCUGAUGCGUAUAAGAGGACUCAGGAGACUCUGUCUCAGGCUGGUCAGAUGACAUCAACCGUGUUCUCUACAAUGGGCUCUGCCAUCAGAAACAGGCUGGGGGAGAUGAGGGCUCUGCCGUACUCUAACUCUGGUAGCAACUUUUCCAUGCGUCACUCUUUAAGUAUGCCAGCAAUGAGGAGCUCGCCAAGCUUUAAAUCCUUCGAGGACAAGGUGGAGAACAUGAAGUACAAAGUAAUGGGACGAUCAAAUGGUGAGAGUGACCAUUCACCACAACAUAGCAACAACACACCCUUCUGAGCAGGAAGUGCAACCUCAUGACCAAGAACUGACCUCUGUGGCCCCGUCUAACCCCAUACCCCUUACACACUCCAGACCACAGCUCUGUUAACCUCAACAGAAUGUAAAAACAGAAAAAAAUGCUUUAAUAAUUUAAGAUGCCAACAUGCAAAGAUUCUACUUUUUACUUCUACAGCUGAAGAGUUUGACUUUCACCCUUGUAAGUUUAUUGUAGCCAAACUGUUAAACAAAUCCUUUUAAAAGAGCGUAUUUGAUGAAAACACCAGUUUUGAUUGUUAUUAGAGGAAAGACUCUGUGCACAAAAUUACCUUUAAAUGUAUUGGUUUCUUUGUUAAAUAACAGGGCUUCUGUGGUGCUUAAGAUCAGCAUGAUGAGAUUAAAUGUUUGAAAUUUCACUUUGAAUGUGCAAAAACUGUAAGUUGCCACUGGUUAUUAUUGUUACAUGCUAAUUAUAUUAAAUAUUGCACUGGUUAUAACCCUGCUAAUUAAAGGCUUGUUACUCAGGGCAAAAUAUACUAAAGCUUCUCUGAAGAUGUAUACUAAAUUAUUUCAUGAUUGUUUUCAGAAGUCAGAAUGAAAAAAGAAACUACAGCCUAUCUGGCAUUUUCUAACAAAGUAAAAAGAGGUAUCUCAUGUAUGUUAAGAGUGAAUGAACUACACAUGCUUUUUUCCCACAACUCAUGAGUUGAAAGUUUAGCAUGAGUUGAAUUGUUAUUGUUGUUAUUUUGGGGAUACCAAAUCUCUUCGUAGGGUUUUCUUUCCACUCUGUUAGUUAAUCUGAAAGGCUUCUUACUAUUGGUGUUUUUCCUUUGGUUGCCUAUAUUUUAGAGUGCUGUAUGUAGUAUAGAUGGUGUGUUAGGUUUUUUUUUAUUUGUCAGUGAUUUCACAAUAUAGUAAUGAAAACAGUCAAGGCAUUUGGUGGGAUUAUGGUUGAAAUAUUUAAAUUACUAAUCAGAUGCCAGAUUUAUAUUUCAUUGUAAUCUGAAAGAUAGAAAAUUGAUUAAUGAUAUUGGUCUCCUUUAGAUUUGGAAUGCUUUAACCUUAAAUAUUGUUGGGGGCAAAAGGUCAACUUCACUGUGAGGUGAUGGAAACACCCCUUUAUCUGAGAAGUUUGUUUUGCAUUUGAUUCGUGGUACUUAGCUGGACUAAUGAAAUACAAAGGUCUGUGAAAUAAGAAUGUUACCAUGGUGACCUAAACACUGUAUACAUGUUGAAUGCUUUUACAGCUGUAAUAUACUAGACGGUUCAGGGUUUACUAAAGACAAAUAUUUAAAUUAAAGGAAAUAAAAAAAGUGAACAUCA